GAGGUUCCUGAAGGAGAAGUUGGUUUCUUGGGAAGCCUUUCCAAAGCACUCAGGGUGUUUCCACCAGGACCAUCGGGAGCCACAGAGGGGCCGACAUCGUCCUGCAGGUAUUUUGGGGCCGUGCCCUCCCUUUUUGGGGAGCCCGUGCUCGGCAGAAUCGCGGUGACGUGGGGCUGCCCAAUGACGUCAUCCCCACGGACUCCAACUCCCAGUAGCCACCGCGCUGCUUCCUUCCGCUUACGUCAUCAGUGCGCGCCGCGCGCGGGCCGUGCCGCCGCCAUGGUGCAGCUCGGGAGCCGCCUCCUGAGGGGCCGCGGCGGCCACGUCGUGAUCCGCUUCGCGCUGGGGGGCUGCACCAACCGCCCGUUCUUCCGCAUCGUGGCGGCCAACAGCCGGCGCGCCCGCGACGGGAAGUACCUGGAGCAGCUCGGCUGCCUGGACCCGCUGCCCAACGCGCACGGCGAGAAGGUGGCGGGGCUCAACCUGGAGCGGCUGCGCUACUGGCUGGGCUGCGGCGCGCAGCUCUCCCGGCCCGCCGAGAAGCUCCUGGGGCUGGCGGGGUUCCUGCCGCUGCACCCCAUGACGGUGACCGGCGCCGAGAGGCUGCGCCGGCGGCGACAGCGCGAGCAGCAAACAGAGGCUGCGCCUGCGGAGGGCUCGGCCGAGACCCGAACCGACACCGGAACCGGCACCGGAACCGGCACCGGAACCGCGCCCUGACACGGCCCGGCCGGGAGGGGCCCGAGCGGCCCCGGACCUGGGACCUCUCCGGCCCGGGACUGCUCUCAGCCGGUGCUGCACUGGCCCGGGACUGCUCCGCUCCCAGACUCCACCGGGCCGGGGUUGUUCUCAGCCGGGGCUGCUCCGGCCCGCCCGGGCCCGAGGUCUCUCCCGCCCCGCCGGUCCCUCUGACCCCAUUAAAGCGUUACCUCUGCACCGUC
Molecule: messenger RNA, 941 nt
Organism: Melospiza melodia melodia
Lineage: Eukaryota; Metazoa; Chordata; Aves; Passeriformes; Passerellidae
Gene: MRPS16
Product: mitochondrial ribosomal protein S16
Exons: 4
Coding region: 181-720 (179 amino acids)
Biological process (GO): mitochondrial translation
Cellular component (GO): ribosome; mitochondrial small ribosomal subunit
Molecular function (GO): structural constituent of ribosome
Source: RefSeq, a predicted model, not a curated record